UCCAUUGCUACACUGUGAAGCACAAAUCAUUUCGAGUUUAAAAGGGAAAAAACAAUCAAAUCACGAGAGAAUAGAAAGAGUGAAAAAUGCAGACAGGUAAGAACGCAGCGGCUUCCGCGAAGGAAAAGGCGGCCAACGUUGCGGCCUCCGCCAAAUCUGGCAUGGAGAAGGCCAAGGCCAGCGCUCAGGAGAAGGUAGAAAAGAUGACAGCUCAUGAUCCAGUGGAGAAAGAAAUGGCCACCGAAAAAGAAGAGGCGAUAAAACAACAGGCUGAACUGGAGAAGCAGGAGGCACGUAUGCACAACGCUGCAAACAAACAGGCGGAGAGGGGUGGAGCGCUUGGCGGAGGAUAUGCUACGACAGGGACUGAGGGUGUGGUGGAGUCGCACCCAGUUGGGAUAGAUAAGGGCAGCGGGAGGACCACAGCCCAAAAUCCCCGUGUGGAAGGGACCGGCCCUACUUAUGGAACAGGUGGUACCUACCGCUGAAAUGUGGGCAUUUAUACGUCUUUUUAGAGGGGUCGUUUUGUGGUGGUGUGGGCAUAGUGAUCAAGUACUACUCUCGUAUUACGUAUAGAUGUGAUAGUUUAGUCUACUAGCUAGCCUUAGGUUGAUGUUUGUGGUUUCUGUUUGUUUCGCGGCGUGUAGGCCAGUUUGGUUUCUCACAUGUCAUCGAUCCUUAUGUGGUUAGCAGCUGGCCGUUUGCAUUUGAAUAAAAACACCGUGCAGAUUAU
Molecule: messenger RNA, 733 nt
Organism: Juglans microcarpa x Juglans regia
Lineage: Eukaryota; Viridiplantae; Streptophyta; Magnoliopsida; Fagales; Juglandaceae
Product: 11 kDa late embryogenesis abundant protein
Exons: 2
Coding region: 87-488 (133 amino acids)
Biological process (GO): embryo development ending in seed dormancy
Source: RefSeq, a predicted model, not a curated record